AACUAGGAAAGAUGCUAAACCGAAUCCCAAAGGGAUUCAAUUUCCUUCUUCGAUCCGGCUUCCUUCUUCUGUCUCCAACAAAUGGGGAUACAGGUUCUGCACUCCUGCUGUUUGAGAGAAUGUCGGAGAGAAGCUGUGUAACUUGGAAUGAAAUGAUCCAUGGCUUUUGGAGAAAUGGCGAUGUAGUGAUGGCAAAGCUCUUCUUUGAUAAGGUUCCGAAUGAGCUGAGAAAUGUGGUGACGUGGACUGUGAUGGUCGAUGGUUAUGCCAGCAGUGGGGACAUGGAUACUGCAAGGGAAGUGUUUGAGGGGAUGCCGAGAAGGAACUUUUAUGCCUGGUCGUCGAUGAUAUCAGGGAAGCUUUGGGGGGGCUUUAAAAGAAUGCAAGAUGAAGGUUUCGAACCCGAUGAGGUUACAAUGGUCAGUGCUUUAUCGGCAUCUGCUCAGCUGGCUUCAUUGGACGUCGGCAAGGAAAUACACGAGAUGAUCAUUCAGAAGGGUGUUAAGCUGAACCGGUUUGUUCUGAAUGACAGAAAUAAUGACAGAAAGACAGAUCUGGAGAUUGAGAGAAAAUCAGAACUGAUCUUUGAAGGAAUGCCGCAUAAAAAUGAUGCUGCAUGGAACUCAAUGAUCUCUGCUUUUGCCAUUCAUGGACAGCCUAAGAAGGCUAUUGACUUUUUCACACGAAUGGUCAACUCUCCCGGUGUGACUCCUAACGAGAUAACAUUCCUUUCAGUUCUGACAGUGUGUGCGCAUGGUGGGUUCGUAGACGAAGGUAUGAAGAUUUUCUAUAAAAUGGAGACGAUGGGGUUGGUGGCAAACAUCAAGCACUAUGGUUGUUUAGUUGACCUUUUAGGAAGGGCUGGAAAACUAGAGGAGGCUCUUGAUUUGAUCAAGGUGAUGCCUCUGAGCCCAAACGACACGGUUUUGGGCUCUCUACUAGGGGCAUGCCGAACUCACUGCAACAUGGACAUGGCAGAACAUGUGCUUGAAGAGAUCAAAGAAAUGAACUGUAGGAGCCACUCUUGCGACGAUGUCCAUUAUGUGUCACUCUCCAACAUUUAUGCUGCCUCUGAACAGUGGGAAGAAGCCGAACACACGAGAUUUUCCUUGUCAAAUAAAGGGUCCGAAAAGCUGCCUGGGUGCAGUUCAGUCAUGCUUGAAGUCCCUAGCUCUGUUUGUUUUGAGUGACCUUUGCCACCAGGACGGAUCACAGCGCAAAGAAAGGAGAUUGGAGCUG
This is a messenger RNA of Cuscuta campestris, 1239 nucleotides long. The record is from the annotation of a GenBank genome assembly. NCBI's taxonomy places the organism in Eukaryota, Viridiplantae, Streptophyta, Magnoliopsida, Solanales, Convolvulaceae.